This is a messenger RNA of Emiliania huxleyi CCMP1516, 973 nucleotides long. RefSeq lists its product as hypothetical. Gene Ontology annotation, cellular component: mitochondrion. Gene Ontology annotation, molecular function: 2 iron, 2 sulfur cluster binding; protein binding. Gene Ontology annotation, biological process: P450-containing electron transport chain. Bases 62 to 892 code for a protein of 276 amino acids. The record is from RefSeq and is a predicted model, not a curated record. Lineage: Eukaryota; Haptophyta; Isochrysidales; Noelaerhabdaceae. The transcript is spliced from 4 exons.
CUUCGGCCUGCUGCUCAGCGGCACUCCGCAUCCGCCCUUGGCGGUGCGUGUUCGGCCCACGAUGUCGCUCGAUCCGGCAGACUGGAAGCUCCUCUCACGCCGCGACCAAGUCGACGGCGCUCUAACCUUGGCCGCAGCCGAGGCUGGAACAGAGGCGCAGGUCGUCACAGUCACGAUCCCGCGAUCUGACGACGCGCCAUCUCUCGGCCUCCUACUCGACGAGAUUGCGACGAGUGGCGACGCCGGCAUUGUCGCCGUCGAGGGUCUCGUCGAGGGCGGCAACGGCGAGAAGGCGACGGCGCCGCUGCUGCCUGGCGACGCUCUCGUCGCGGCGGCAGAGGAGGGUAAGCCAACGACUGGCGUGAGCCUCGAGGGCCUGCCCUUUGACUCUGUCGUCGAGCGGCUCUCCUCCCUCUCCUCGGCCGUCGGCGUCGUCGUGAGCGUGAAGCGGCUCGUGCGCAAGCCCCGCGCGACGGUGACGGUCCGCUUCCCCGAGGCCGAGGGGCGGGAGGAUGCGAGAAUGACCCUCUACCAGGGCGCCAACCUACGCCGCGCGAUGCUCUCGAGCGGCGUCGCGCUCAACGACCCGCUCGCGCGGCGCUUCGACGCGGGGGUGGGCACGGGGGACUGCGGCGGCGAGGGUACGUGCUGCACUUGCGCCGUGGAGGUGGCCAAGGGGCUCGAUGCGUUGAGCGAGCCGAGCUCCCAAGAGGUCCAGAUGGUGGCCAAGCGGUUUCCCCGCUGGCGCCUCGCGUGCAAGGCCACGCUGGGGCCGAUCGAGCAGGACGAGGAGAUCGUGCUCAAGGUGCAGCCGCGCAAUUGGGACGGCUUCUACCGCGACGACGAGGUCGACGUCGACGGCGAGCCGCUUGCCCGCGAUGGCAAGAGAUGAAAUUGAUAGCUGACUUGUCGCAGCUGUUGUGCAAGGUAUAACGCCUGCGAUCUGUCUCAUCUAACACAUAGAUGUUUAAUC